AUGUCCUCUCCACCGUCCUCGUUGUCUUCGUCGUUGUCCCCGUCGAGCCCCUUGACCUCGCUCUCCGUUGGCUCCUACCCAGGUGCCUUGCCCGAACUUCGAGUCCGGUUUGACGAAGAAUGCGUCCUCAUUCCGGAACCAAUUUCACCAUCCAGGAUGCCUCGUCUUGUCCGGAAAUCUUACUCCUUGCCAUUGUGGAAGAGAAAGUCGCCGGAUUCUGUCUUGUCGUCAAGCCCUGAGAUGGAGGAUGAGCAUGUUGUCUUCACAGUCUCAGUUCCAAGCUUCACCACGAAGUCACGCUCACCAACGCGUUCUGAAGCUCUUCUCCAGCCGCUGGUGCCCUGCAUAGUGGAUCACGCCUCCCCCAAAUCUCCCGAGUUGCGCGGGCGCCACGCCCGAAAUCCAUCCUCUCCCCCUCUUUCGCCGCGCGCUGAUAUUGAAACGGUUCCCUUACUGCCGUGCUGUCAUGAGUGUUUCCACAUUACCGACGAAUGUUUGAAGGAAGGCGAACAAUGGGAGGAAAAGUUCACUCGGGGCGCUCGGCGAUUACACAACUCGAGCGUAGAUGCCUGCCCUGCCUCGCACUCUCACCAUCGUGUUGCGGAGGCUAUGCCAGGCUUUGAUGACAUCGUUGCUGUCGACGAAGUGGACAAGAAGCGCUUGUCUCACGACCUCGAGUCGCAUCCCGCUCUCACGAAGGUAGAUUCGUUGGACCUGCAUCGAAACGACCAGUUGCGGUUACUUCCCUCAUUGUCGCGAGAGAAGAGCCCGCCGCAGAUAGUUGGUCGGUCCGACAUGAUCCCGACACCCUUGCAAAAGGUCGCUGAAGAGGACUCGGAUCCUUUACCUCUAUCUAAACCCACCAUUUCUACGCCCUCCGUCAGUUCCCAGACAUGCAUUGUUACUCCCCAUACUACGGAUAUCGGGGCACUGUAUGACACUAUGGUUGCAGACUCGACCUCACCACAUACCGAACCGUCCACACCAUCGACAUCAUCCGCUACCCCAUCUGUAUCCCAUUCUGCACCACUGACUACACCCGACCUACAUUUAUCAUUGAUACCCUCGGCUCCGAUUCCAAUACCCACGUCGCACCAUGCGCAUCCGCACCCACACCAACGGCUGUCGCCACACUCCCCCUCGCUAAGCCGAGGUUCCCUCCCCCAUUCUGCCGAUCUCCCGGUGCCGCAUUCCCUCGAGUACUUUGCGUCGCCGCACACACCGCACACGCCGCGCACGCCCAAGAGGAAGCGGUCGCUCACACACGUACUUGGGCCUUCGUCUCUUCUUCGGGUAUCUGCUGAGCUGCUCAAGGGCGUGAACGCCGUGAGCGGCUCGCCACCGCUGCCGGUCUGA
Molecule: messenger RNA, 1356 nt
Organism: Sparassis crispa
Lineage: Eukaryota; Fungi; Basidiomycota; Agaricomycetes; Polyporales; Sparassidaceae
Exons: 2
Coding region: 1-1356 (451 amino acids)
Source: RefSeq, a predicted model, not a curated record